Molecule: messenger RNA, 1377 nt
Organism: Funneliformis geosporum
Lineage: Eukaryota; Fungi; Glomeromycota; Glomeromycetes; Glomerales; Glomeraceae
Source: the annotation of a GenBank genome assembly
UCCAUCGAAAAUCGAUUAAUUCACUAUGGGUCAAGUCGCCAGAGUCGUAGGAAUGCUCCUUGUUACCUUGCAAUUAGUAGUGGUAGUUACUUUGCUACAAGUAUACAUAAAUCUUCAUGGCCAGAGCGCGGGCAAGAAAAGUCAAAAUUUACCGGCUUACCAAUAUGGAGUAAUGCUCCCUGUCUUCAUAAUCCGCCACCUGUAAGCAAAAUGGCACCUGCGAGCAAAAUGACUACGUUGACCUGUGUUUCAGCUUUUGUCACUGGUGUGGCAUCCUUGGUAUGUAUCUACAAAACAAUAAAACGAGAUAAAAGAAAACAAGAUGGACCCUCCCUGAUACGAAUUUAUGGUAGUAUUAAUGAAGAAAGAGACGUCAACAUUUGGACAUUAUUUCUUUUCGACAACAUCAUUACCGCUUACAUCAUCGCCACAUUUAUAGCCCUGAUUGCAGGAUUGGUCUUUGGUGGCGUAGGAAAACUGCGGGCAAUCUUUGGAAUAUUUCAUAAUAUUUUAGAAGUUUUCAUCGUAGCUGCUUUAUGCCAUAGGACAAAAGCCCAUUACGCUGCCGGCAUCUUGGUCACAUUGGUGUGUUCAGUGUUCGUCACAGGGACCAUUAGUCAGUUGCCCUGGUAUUGGGAUUCGAUGUUUUUCAAGUUCCAAGGCAAGUUUGACCCUGGAUUUUAUUCUACCGGUCCUCUUCAUCUUGUGGAUCAUGAAAAAACGAAUGAGAGAUCCCUAAAGAACCUAAGAUACUUGACCAUUGCCUCUUUGGUUCAUCUCAUUGGGAAUAUAUUUAAUGUAGUUGGCAACGAUUCCGGAUCAUCGUAUGACGAAUAUAUUCCAUUUGUCAUACUUUAUCAGCUUUCCGAUAUUCGCCAUUUACGUGCAUUACUCGGAGAAAUCCAGCAGCAACUACCAAAUUGCCAAUAUAACUGUUUUGGAUUUAUUUUCUUAUUAUUGUGGGGCGCUUCUGCAAGUGCAAUUACCAUCUUGAUUGGAAUAAACGAGCAUCUUCAAAUAAGGUAUACUGUAAAUACAUAUAAUCCACAAGAGGAAUCUUUGAAAUUGAAUCGGUUGGAUUUUGAGAAAGAGUAUACAAUUUUCGCUCGAGGACAAUGUUGUCCUAAAGCUGGUACUAAUGGAAUUUUUGAACUUGGACCUGUUGAUUUUACAGCUACUGAGACUAUUGAGUAUCGUUCCCAACCAUGUGCAAAGGCCAUGACAACUGGUACUGAUCCUCAAGGUAGUUAUCAUAACGACAACCUUAAUUUCGUUACUGAAGGUCAAUGUGUGAUGAGCAAUAAUGGUCUUCAAACUUCCGUAUGGCUUCCUUCUUUCCCAAGAGGGAUUUUUUCUUCCGAUAGGAAUUAUUUUUAA